GAGAGUCGAGUCCUCGUCUCGGCCAAACAAAACACUCGAACAAGAGUCUCUCAGCCACGGAGUCGAUGGGGUCUCGUCCUCGCGUCGCCUUCCUCCACCACCACCACCACCACCACCACCACCUCCUCGCCGUCGCCGUCGUCCUCCUCCUCCUCGCGCGCGGCGCCGAGCCGAUCGCCGCCGGCGGUGGCGCCGCCGGCCGGCACCUGACGACGGAGGAGCGGUGGAUGGACCAGCGCCUCGACCACUUCUCCCCCACCGACCACCGCCAGUUCAAGCAGCGGUACUACGAGUUCGCCGACUACCACGCCGGCGGCGGCCCGGUGUUCCUGCGCAUCUGCGGCGAGUCCUCCUGCAACGGCAUCCCCAACGACUACCUGGCCGUCCUUUCCAAGAAGUUCGGCGCCGCCGUGGUGACGCCGGAGCACCGGUACUACGGCAAGAGCUCCCCGUUCGAGAGCCUCACCACGGAGAACCUGAGGUUCCUGUCGUCCAAGCAGGCACUGUUCGACCUGGUCGCCUUCCGCCAGCAUUACCAGGAAAUCUUGAAUGCUAGGUACAAUCGAUCAUCGGGGUUUGACAAUCCUUGGUUCGUCUUCGGGGUAUCGUACUCGGGUGCUCUUAGUGCAUGGUUCAGGCUCAAGUUCCCUCACUUGACAUGUGGAAGCCUUGCGAGCUCAGGGGUGGUGCUUGCUGUGUACAAUUUCACUGACUUUGACAAGCAGGUAGGGGAUUCAGCUGGCCCUGAAUGCAAAGCUGCCCUUCAGGAGGUAACUAGACUUGUCGAUGAACAGCUUCGGUUGGACAGCCGCUCUGUGAAGGUUUUAUUUGGAGCAGAGAAGUUGAAAAAUGAUGGUGAUUUCCUGUUCUUCCUGGCAGAUGCGGCGGCCAUAGGAUUCCAAUAUGGGAGUCCUGAUGCUGUAUGCUCCCCUCUAAUCAAUGCGAAGAAGACCGGGAGAAGUUUGGUGGAAACAUAUGCUCAGUAUGUGCAAGAUUUUUUCAUUAGAAGAUGGGGGACAACUGUAUCUUCAUAUGAUCAGGAAUACUUGAAGAAUACGACUCCUGAUGAUACUAGUUCUAGACUUUGGUGGUUCCAAGUUUGCAGUGAGGUUGCCUAUUUUCAAGUGGCACCCAAAAACGAUAGCAUUCGCUCUACAGAGAUCAAUACAGGGUACCAUUUGGACCUAUGCAGAAAUGUCUUUGGUGAAGGUGUUUAUCCUGAUGUGUUCAUGACAAACUUGUAUUACGGAGGCACAAGAAUUGCUGCUUCUAAAAUAGUGUUCACAAAUGGCUCUCAAGAUCCAUGGCGCCAUGCCUCGAAACAGAAAUCGUCGAAAUAUAUGCCAUCAUACAUAAUCAAAUGUAGAAAUUGCGGACAUGGCACUGAUCUGAGAGGAUGCCCCCAACUCCCUUUCAGGAUUGAAGGUGACCCUUCAAAUUGCUCAUCCCCGGCAGCCGUGAGCACAGUGAGGAAGCAGAUCGCCAGCCACAUCAGCUUGUGGCUAUCACAAUGCCAAGAACCAACAAGGGCAUGGUGAUGAUGACUCGGGAGUCGGGGCUACAAUAAACACAGUUACACAGACCAAUCUACGGUAUCCAUUGAUCUACUCUAGUACAAUUAAGGUGGUGUUUGAAUGUCCUGAAGAUGAAGGUUAAGUUUUUCACGCAAAACGAGGUGGUAAUAACGUGUGAUUAAUUGAGUUUUAAUUAUUAUAAACUUGAAAAUUGGAUUAAUCUGAUAUUUUAGAACAACUUUCAUAUAGAAAGUUUUCGCACGAAACAUACCGUUUUGCAGUUUGAAAAGCAUGCCAUGAGUAUCCAAAAGUUAAUUCAACUUUUGUUGGAGAAAAUAACAGGGCCUAAAUUAAUAAUGGAUUUUAAUGGAUGAGAAGGAUUAAGAUGUGCAACACCGUCAAAGCUGUCGCCCGAGUGAACCAAAGCUUGCCGUCAGCGGCCUUGCAGUCUCGGGAGGUCGUUUCAGUUGCGUGGGCUUCUCUUUUGUCUGUAUCUCUCGUGCAAGGGCGGGCAUCUAGGAAAUGCUGCUGCCUAUUUUAACAUAGCCAUAAUUUAGUUUAUAUAGGCUGUGUUUAGUUCAGCGUAAAGUUUAGAUUUUGGUUGAAAUUAGAGAUGAUGUGACUGAAAAAUUGUGUGUGACAGGUUGAUAUGAUGGAAAAUGACUGAAGUUUGGAUCCAAACUUUGGAUCUAAACACAGCCAUAAUUAAUUAACCAUGGUAGUACACGGAAUAUUUCUCGAGCUCUUCCA
Messenger RNA from Oryza sativa Japonica Group (Japanese rice), 2264 nucleotides. RefSeq names its product probable serine protease EDA2. Gene Ontology annotation, molecular function: dipeptidyl-peptidase activity; serine-type exopeptidase activity. Lineage: Eukaryota; Viridiplantae; Streptophyta; Magnoliopsida; Poales; Poaceae. Gene Ontology annotation, biological process: proteolysis. Gene Ontology annotation, cellular component: vacuole. The record is from RefSeq and is a predicted model, not a curated record.